Aplysia californica (California sea hare) is the source of this 1006-nucleotide messenger RNA. Its product is annotated as carbohydrate sulfotransferase 4. Gene Ontology annotation, molecular function: N-acetylglucosamine 6-O-sulfotransferase activity. Lineage: Eukaryota; Metazoa; Mollusca; Gastropoda; Aplysiida; Aplysiidae. Gene Ontology annotation, biological process: N-acetylglucosamine metabolic process; sulfur compound metabolic process. The record is from RefSeq and is a predicted model, not a curated record.
AUCUGGCUCAACGUACACAGGCAGUCUAUUGGCACUCAGCCCCGAUGUCUUCUACUACUUUGAACCACUGCUAUACACACACGACGACGAUUUGGAGGCUAUUGACGUGCCCAUUAUGUCCCGUCUUUCGUUCCUCCACCCAUUCUUCCCCUACCCUCCCAAAGUUCUGGACUUCCUGCAUAGACUCCUACAGUGUCAGCCCACCACACACGACCUCAAGUAUCUGCUCGGUGCCGAGUACUCAGAAUCUCUGACAAACUACAGAGACUGCACACAGAAACUGCGCAGUAUUGAGGACAUCUCCAGCUGCCUGCCACUGCUAGCCAAUCGUGCGAACCCUACGCUAUGAGGACCUCGCCACAGCACCAGUCCGCACCACCAAAGCUAUCUACGAGUUUGCGGGAAUUCCCUGGAUGCCAAAAUUAGAGUCACGUCUGAGGUCAGAAACAGACUCCCAAAAACCAUACAAGAUCGCGUCAAGAUGGAGGAGAAAAAUCACACACAAACAAAUGAAAUCUGUGCAAGAUGUGUGUGGGGAGAUGAUGACUAUUUUUGGCUACAACCAUUUCUAUAGCAACGACCAUCUGAGGGAUAUGCAGCAGCCAUCUUGGACGAAAAGUUACAGUGAACAAUUUCGUAAAUUUCAUGUUGAAAGUUGAUUGAAGGAAUCUUCUUCUUCUUCUUUUUCUUCUUCUCCUCCUCCUCAUCUUCUUCUUCUUCUUCUCCUCCUCCUCAUCUUCUUCUUCUUCUUCUCCUCCUCUUCUUCUUCUUCUUCUCGAUCGCAUCACAUUUAAAGUCCGGUACCUAUCAUAAUCAACAUUGCGGAGUGGACAGGGAAAUCCUUCGCCCAACCCAAACCCGGGCGCUCUCAAAGAAAACAACACGAAAAGUGGAGGCCCCUGACGAGCUUCUCUAUUAUACAGCGCCCCUCCUACGAUCUUCGUGGAUUAUGGGAUCAGUAAGCAGCAGCAAUCUAUCAUAAUGAUAUUAAAUUAUAAUUAUAGCC